AUGGCGAGACUUCCGACCAAGUUGGUACUGCGGUCUCUGGUUUUAACCUCUCUGAUGUCUUCGAAAUUAUUUCUCAAGCCUGCUUUGGCUAUCUUGAAUGUUGUCACCAACUCCAAGUCGGCACUCCUCAACCCCGAUCGAAACCGUAUUCUGAACAAGCUCCUUCGAUGGACUGUUUACGAUCACUUUUGUGCUGGAACGAAUCGCGAAGAAGUAUCCAAGACCGUGGCAGAGAUAAAGACAAUUGGAUACCAAGGGGUCAUUCUAGGAUACUCUAAAGAGAUUGUUCUGGACCCCAACGAGAAGCUGAUCCACGAUGAGACUGGAUCUAUGACAUACAGUGAUAAAUGCUCUGACAUGGUGAAGGAGUGGAAAACUGGAACGCUGGAGACCCUGCGCAUGGUCGGACCUGGGGAUAUUCUCGCAGUGAAGCUCACGGGCGCCGGUCCCAUUGCUAUUGACUCAAUGGCCGAACGAAAAUCCAUGCCUGAAGCUAUGGAAGAUGCCAUAGAUGAAAUCUGCCUUGCGGCGAAAAACCAGGGAUCACGAUUAUGGUUAGAUGCCGAGCAGCAGCUCCUCCAGCAUGGAUUGGAUGACUGGGCAAUUGAUAUUAUGCGCAAACACAACAACUCCGAGACCCCGCUCGUAUACAAUACUAUCCAAGCAUAUCUCAAGGGAUCAAAGGCAAACCUUGACCGUCAUAUCAGUCUGGCAGCGCAGGAGGGGUGGACACUUGGGAUCAAGCUGGUCCGAGGGGCAUACAUCGAACAUGAAGCGCAGUUUCUCAUUCAUGAUUUCAAGGAAGAUACGGAUCGUUCGUAUGAUCUUAUUGCAGACACCAUGCUGUGCCGAAGAAUGCCGGCUCAUAUGGAGCAUCUCAAGUUUCCCAAUGCCGCUCUUUUCCUCGCGACCCACAACGCGGCAAGUGCUGCCAAAGCGAUUGCCACUCAUCAGGCUCGCCUCCUUUCCAAUGAACCUACCGUCAUGCUCGAGUGUGGACAGAUACAAGGGAUGGCGGAUGAGCUGAGCUGUGAAUUAGUGCAGAAUUACGAACGCGCCUUGAAAGAGUCAAAUGCUGCGAAUAUGUCAGUCCCCAAAGCCUUCAAAUGUAUGGCUUGGGGGUCGGUAGCCGAGUGUAUGCAAUAUCUUCAUCGUCGGGCCAUUGAGAAUAAGGGUGCUGUUGAGCGGACACAACACAUGGUAGCUGCGUUGCGACGGGAGCUGUGGCGGAGGACUUUCGGUUGA
Molecule: messenger RNA, 1245 nt
Organism: Penicillium canariense
Lineage: Eukaryota; Fungi; Ascomycota; Eurotiomycetes; Eurotiales; Aspergillaceae
Product: putative proline oxidase Put1
Exons: 2
Coding region: 1-1245 (414 amino acids)
Cellular component (GO): mitochondrion
Molecular function (GO): proline dehydrogenase activity; FAD binding
Source: RefSeq, a predicted model, not a curated record